Penicillium robsamsonii is the source of this 503-nucleotide messenger RNA. RefSeq names its product NUDIX hydrolase. Lineage: Eukaryota; Fungi; Ascomycota; Eurotiomycetes; Eurotiales; Aspergillaceae. The record is from RefSeq and is a predicted model, not a curated record. Gene Ontology annotation, cellular component: nucleus; cytoplasm. Gene Ontology annotation, biological process: diadenosine hexaphosphate catabolic process; diphosphoinositol polyphosphate metabolic process; diadenosine pentaphosphate catabolic process. Gene Ontology annotation, molecular function: diphosphoinositol-polyphosphate diphosphatase activity; bis(5'-adenosyl)-hexaphosphatase activity; bis(5'-adenosyl)-pentaphosphatase activity. Bases 27 to 503 code for a protein of 158 amino acids. The transcript is spliced from 2 exons.
CCAAGGAUAUUCGAUUGUCUAUCACAAUGGCUCAAAUACGAUCUAUGGAAGCCCGCGUUGGGCGGAAAAACCAACGGUACGGUUCAAAAGGCGAGCGACUGGUAGCCGGCGUUGUCCCUAUUUCCGCCGACAAGACCAAAGUCCUCAUGAUUCAGUCCGCAGGACCCGGAGGUUGGGUGCUCCCCAAGGGUGGAUGGGAGCUCGAUGAAAAAACCGCAGAGCAGGCUGCAUGCCGUGAGGCCUGGGAGGAAGCCGGUGUCAUCUGCAUUGUCAUCAGAGAUCUGGGACUCAUCCCAGACAUGAGACCGUCCGGCCUUCUCACGGCGCAAGCGCCCAAAGCCUCAUAUCAGUUCUUUGAAGUCUCCGUCGAGCGAGAGGAAACCGAAUGGCCCGAGAUGCACAAGCGGAAACGGCAAUGGGUGGCUUAUGCCCAAGCGGCCACUGCCCUCGCGAAUCGACCCGAGUUGCUUGAAGCGUUGAAUCGCAGCUCGUUGAAGCGGUAG